AAAAAACAACGUCAGGCGAUGCGACGGGAUGAUGAGGUCAACGGCGGGUUGAGUCAGGUGAGCUCAGACAAGGUCACCCCUGCCGCUUUGAUCGCACUCGCCGUCACGGUGAACUGCCGCGAGCCGCACUCUCCCGUGUUUCUCAGCCUAAGGCUAUCUUGUCGCCUUCCACUUGCUUCCUUUUUUAGUUAUUACACAUCCUACUCGUGAACAUCAUCGCUCUUGCCACGCUCCUCUCGAAACCCUUGUUACUCUUCAAUAUCCGCUCCUCCCCCUCCUCCUCCUCCUGCGUCUUCACUCCCAUCCUCUCUCGACAUUCGGCAAUAAUUAUUGCUCCACGUCAUCCUUCCGAACUGAACGCGCAGCGAUAGCGAGAUGGCACCGGUAGUAUGGGGCCUCGACCUGGCCGAGAUCAAAUGGUCCAAGUUCAAGAGCAGCUACAUGUGGAACAAUGAGUACCAUCUGCGCCGAACGAAGUUCAUCGUGUACCAGUGUGCACUGAUCUUCUGCGUCGUCUCGGAGUCGCUCGGCACCGCUGUGUUGUCUGACUACAUCCAAGGAGAGAGGAAGAUCCAGACCAUCACCGCGAACCGUGUCAAGGUGUACAACAACAACUACGUGGGCGCGGGCAGCUACAACAUCUUCGCCGGCGUGUUUGUCGCCUUCAUCUUUGGCGCGGCCUUCUUCUUCGACCUGAUCUGGCCGGAGCGGCACGAGAGCCGAGGAGUGCUGAUUGCGUGGAAGGUGUGCGGCGUGCUGGCAACCAUUUUCCAUCUCGCCAGCGCCCUCACCCUGACCGUCAUCACCGUGAGGCAGCGAUCCUAUGUCGUCCCGCAUAUUGCUCCCUUCGAUCCGCAAUUCUGGUGGAGAAAGUACACCAAGCAUGCAGAGGCACCAUUGAUCUACAGACACAACGGGCGCGCCGUCGCUGCGGUGGUGUUUGUGUGGCUUGGCUGGGUGUCGGUCGCGGCAAGCUGCGUAUUGCUAUUCAUGAGCAUCGAUCACACCGAAAAGGGACCUGGACCGAAGUCGACGCAUGCGCGCGAACGGGAUGCGGCGGCAGGUGGCGCCAUUGAUCCCAAUGACCCCGAAAAGGGAUCGUCAGAAACAGAGAAGCCAGCCGACGAAGCUACCGUGCCAGAGCCGGCGCUCACCCACGACCGGGAAGGAGAGGCAUCAACAACGGAGCCUGCUCCGGCGGCCGAGCAAACGACUUCCGCGGAGGCAACACGGUAGACGCCGGUCAAGCAGACACUACGCAACAACCGCCUCUCCAGCGUGAUAGAGGGGGAGAGCCCGGGCCUGGAUAGCAGUGAGAUCACGGAGAACUCGACCUUCAGCGUGUUGGCGUCGGGGAAGAAGCGGCCUCAUUCUGGGGAAUUACGGGUGGAUGCUGCUGAGGACCGACGAAGGCUUGGGGAGAGGAGCCUAGCAGCGUUGACGAGUGGCGUCUCUGAUGCAGGUUGGACUUCGCGAUGAGCGGGCACUUUGCAUUGCAUUAUUGGAGUUGGUGGGGGUUACUUUUCUUCACGAGCAUGCGCUACGUGAACUGGCAGCGCUGAGUGCAGCAGAUAAUGUUACUGUAAUGACAGCAUUGAAGGAAAUUUCAUCC
Molecule: messenger RNA, 1612 nt
Organism: Neohortaea acidophila
Lineage: Eukaryota; Fungi; Ascomycota; Dothideomycetes; Mycosphaerellales; Teratosphaeriaceae
Exons: 3
Coding region: 376-1236 (286 amino acids)
Source: RefSeq, a predicted model, not a curated record